AUGCAGUUGCAAAUGGGUCCGUCGUCUAUACCUGCUGAAGAAAGGUGGAGCGAAAACAAUGUCGAACACUUGCGUGAAGCUCUCACUAGAUUUGCCCAUGAGCUUGAUCAGAUAAGCAAUAAUGUGCAAGCACGAACAACUAAGAUGAUCAGCACCGAUAUUCGACGGCGGCACUUGAUGCCACAGCGACCGCUAGCCUCGUCAAUAUCAGCAAUGAAGCGUCAACCAGCCAAGCUUGGUCCAGUCAUUGUACCGAAAAGACUGAAUGUCACUAGGAAUCCUCGGCAGUACAUGCCAGCUCGCCUGUCCACUACUCCAGGCAUAUCGCAAGUUGUUGUUCCGACGACAAAAACUUAUCCAAUGGCCAGAGCUGGCACGUCUACCUUUGGUGGUCAACGGCAAUACGUCAUGUCCGUUCCGCAAGCAGGACCAUCUCGAUCUGUUCCAAUUGUGGCUGGAUCUCGUGUUCAAAAUUCGUCAGCUACGGUACAUCCCCAGAUGUCGAGCAUGGUCUCACAUCAGGGUCCUCCCACUUUGGUGCCAGUAAUGCUGGACGAUGCACCACCACGUUUAGAUCAAAGGAUGUGAGU
This is a messenger RNA of Cylicostephanus goldi, 590 nucleotides long. Lineage: Eukaryota; Metazoa; Nematoda; Chromadorea; Rhabditida; Strongylidae. The record is from the annotation of a GenBank genome assembly.